Molecule: messenger RNA, 1266 nt
Organism: Henningerozyma blattae CBS 6284
Lineage: Eukaryota; Fungi; Ascomycota; Saccharomycetes; Saccharomycetales; Saccharomycetaceae
Gene: TIM44
Product: protein translocase subunit TIM44
Exons: 1
Coding region: 1-1266 (421 amino acids)
Biological process (GO): protein import into mitochondrial matrix
Cellular component (GO): mitochondrial inner membrane
Molecular function (GO): protein-folding chaperone binding
Source: RefSeq, a predicted model, not a curated record
AUGUUGAGAUCUAGAUCACUGAUACAGCGUAACGCGUUACACCCUUCUAAGCUGCUCAUAUCUUCAUUCCAUUCAUACCCCGUGGUAUUACAAUCUAACGAUUCCAAUAAAACACCUAUCCAAAUCUUUAGAGAAACGUUUAAACAAGAAUGGGAAAAAUCUGCCACUUUACAGGACCAAAUAAAAACAUUAACUGAUGCCUCAGAUAGAAUAAAUCAAUCGGAUGCUUUCAAAAAAGCAAAGGACGCCUAUAAGAAUGUUUCUAAUCAAACCACCAUUCUUUCCAAGACAAUCUCAAAGACUGGGACCAAGCUCAACGAUGCUGCUCUUAAAGCAUGGGAUUCAGAUUUGGCUCAAAAGACUAAACUCGCGGCCAAGAAGUUGGAUGAUUCUUUCGAACCAGUGAGAAAUACAAAGAUUUAUAAAGAUGUCUCGGAAGUCAUUGAUGAUAAAGAUAAUAGUUAUAAAUACGGUGGGUUCAUUUCUAAAGAGGAGCGUAGAUCGAAAAGAAUCUCUGAUUUACAAACUGGGAAAAGGAUGAAACCUAUCAAAUCUAAUGAUGAGGCAGGUACUGCUUUAAUUGCAACAGAUUUAAAAUCUAAAGAAUCCAUUAAUGAAAAAUUGAAUGAUUUUAAAGAAAAGACAGUGGUGGGUCAAACAAUGACCAGUAUAAAGACUAAAGUUUGGGAUGAAAAUGAUAAUCCUUUGAUUGUAGGGAUGAGAAAAGUCACUGGUGUGUUUAACAGAUUUUUUGCUGAGACUGAAUCUUCCCGUGUCUUGACACAAUUUAAAUUGAUUGAUCCAAAUUUUAAUAAUGAAUCGUUUUUGAGAAGUUUGAGAGAAUAUAUUAUUCCAGAAGUUUUGGAAGCCUAUAUCAAAGGUGAUGAAAAAAUUCUCAAGAAUUGGUUUUCGGAAGCUCCUUAUAAUGUUUAUUCUGCUCAACAAAAGGAAUUGAGAAAACAAAAGAUCUUCUCAGAUGGGAGAGUCUUGGAUAUUAGAGGUGUGGAUAUUGUCACGGCAAAGAUGUUGCCACCACAAGAUAUCCCUGUCAUUGUGGUAAGUUGUAGAGCUCAAGAAAUUAAUAUUUAUAAAAAAUUCAAUGUAGAAAAACAAACAAAUGAUAUAGUUGCAGGUCAUGAUUCAAACAUUCUAAUGAGCACAUACGCAAUGGUCUUCACAAGAGAUCCAGAACAAUUGGAUAAUGAUGAAACAGAAGGUUGGAAAAUAUUGGAAUUUGUCCGUGGAGGUUCAAGAAAAUUCACUUAA